AAUGAUAAUAGGCAAAUAACAACUUCUCAAUUAAUAAAAUCCAUAAUUUCAACACUCAGAAGGAACAUGUCUUUGUGGUGUUUGCUUAUGUGGAAAUUGUUUAUGUAAACCACAACCAAUAAAACAAUCUUACCAUAAUAAAUUAAAGAGUGUUUAUGAAACCGAUUUCCAAUUAAGAUACUCAGUUUUACCAAAGGCCAGACCUAUUAUAAUAGAAGAGCCUAAAAGAAGAAGAGCCUUCUCAUAAAAUUCAGUUUAUGAUGAAGACUUUACACCUAAAUAAAUAUCUCAAGGCCAUACUGAUGAAAAAUAGCAUUUACCAUAAUUAAAAAUACCUUUUGCAGGCUGUAAUUCAUAUGCCUUAUAAUAUCCUAACAAAUUUACAGAUCCUCCUUAAUAGCUAAGACCAGUUAAUCAAAUAUAAUUACUUCCUGCAAAAAUGGAUAAUAUCUCUUAAUAUUAAAGAGAAUAUAAAUUACGAUAAAACUAAAGAGAACAUGAAUUCUCAAAUUUCUCGAAAAUCAUGAAUAAAAGAUUGCAUAUUAAUAGUAAGGACAAAUUAGUUUACUCUAAUUCAAGUUAUUAGGAAUAAUUUAAGCCAAGAUAGUCUAUCCCUUUAAUAAAAUUACCUAUACAAUAAUCAAGUUUACCAUUUGGAAUCAGCAACAUUGGAAUCAAUCCAUUCGUAAGUCAAUCCAAAUUUGAGUUUGCUUCAAAAUCUUAAGACCAAUGUGAAGCUAAUAGAAGAAUAUUAGAAAUUUGCAGUAAAAGUUGA
This is a messenger RNA of Paramecium pentaurelia, 775 nucleotides long. Lineage: Eukaryota; Ciliophora; Oligohymenophorea; Peniculida; Parameciidae. The record is from the annotation of a GenBank genome assembly.